Molecule: messenger RNA, 10715 nt
Organism: Amphiprion ocellaris (clown anemonefish)
Lineage: Eukaryota; Metazoa; Chordata; Actinopteri; Pomacentridae
Exons: 11
Coding region: 7635-10463 (942 amino acids)
Biological process (GO): DNA recombination; DNA integration
Molecular function (GO): DNA binding
Source: RefSeq, a predicted model, not a curated record
UGUGUGUGUGUGUGUGUGUGUGUGUGUGUGUGUGUGUGUGUGUGUGUGUGUGUGUGUGUGUGUGCGUUUGUAUUUAUAUCUCGAUGGGGUCCACAACCUGACAAAUCACUCACGCCGUGGGGUCCAAUUUUUCCCGUGGGGCCCAAAACCCGGGCCCCACAGGCACAAGCAUUGCAAUCAAUAGAAAAUGGCCUCCUGAUAUGCCUGGUGCGAUUUUCUUGAAAAAAAAAAAUGGACCCCAUGGAGUCUGACUUCACACAAAGUGUGUGUCGGACAGCGUCCCCAGUGGUCAUUGGUGGGUACUGCAGUGUGUAAAUUUGCAUCCGUGGGGUCCAUUAACGGAGAGUGUGUGUAAGUGUGUGUGACAAAAAAAUUCAUAUUUCAUACAGAUUUAUGCAUUUUCAAGUGAUUAAACUUGAAUGUUAUUGAAUUACUUUGCCUAAAAUCAAUUCAGGAAUCAAUUUAAUCACUAUAGCAUCCUGUCAAAGCAGUCAAUUCAUUUUAUUUGCAGUAUGCAUAUGUAAAUACAAAUACAUAUUUUCAUAUAAAUAUCAUGAAUGCAUUAGUUAAAGGCAAACUGUGAAUGUCAUACCUCAAGAAAGUCCUGAGGGAAUUUCUUCACAUUUAUGCCACACCUCAAGAAUUUAAACAUCCACUUAGACUUGGACAUUAACUGAUUCGAUUUUGAAGGUCAAAGGUCAAAUGAUGUCAAAACAUGUUUUUGUCUAUGACUCAAGAAUUCACAUUAAUUAUGACAAAGUGUCAAACAAAACCAACUGAGAUAAAAUUAUUGUGAUGACAUGUAUCCAAGGUAUAACACUGAAGGUCAAAGGUCAGGCUCAUUCCUAAUAGUCAGAUAUUUCAAGAAAGGCUUGAGAGAAUUCUUUCAAAUUUGGCAUAAAUAUUGACAUAGACUCAAGGAUGAACUGAGUAGAUUUUGAUGGUCAAAGGUCAAGGUCACUGUGACCUAACAAAACAUGUUUUUGGCUUUGUUGUAUGAGAUCACAUUAAAUUAAUUUUUUAAUGAUGACAAAACACACAAAUGUCUGAAAGAUUUAAGGUCAACAACUGAACACUCUGUCUCACAAAAAUACUAUUUAUGUCAGUUUAUGGCCAACAUCUCUCAUGUUCCUAUAUCAGUUGACAUGAGUGAUGUCUUGUCUAUUUCUAAGCCUGUUCUCUUGGUUGUCCAUCCUGGCUAAUGCCUGAUCUUCAGCUGAUAGUGCCUGCUAACAUGCUCCUGACACACCUGCAGCUCAUCCUCACUAACUGCCACUCCCAACACCUGCAGUUUAAAGACCAAUCUCUCCCUCUGCUCUCCACCAGUUUAUUGUAAAUCCACUCAUGCUAUCUGUUCAGUUUCUUUUCCUCGUGUUUCUUUCUGCUUGUAGCCCUGCUAUUGCCUCCAGUUCUGUACAUCCUCACUCAGACUGCUUCCCCAUCACACCCCAGUGUUAGGAUGACUGUUUUACAGUUGGAUAUAACAGGAGGCUUGAGGCGAGAUAAGAUGCAGGUCAACCUGGCAUUUAUUCACCAACAUUCACAUUAAAAGAACACAAACAGCAAAGGUGGUUAACUGGUGUGUUGUGGCACUCCUUUCCUCUCUCCUCGCUCUCACUCAACUGCCAGUCUUUUAUAGGCAUCCCCCUAAUCAGCCCCUCAGUCCUACCAACAUAAGGGUUAACCAAAAAUAAUCAAACACAAGAAUUUCCCAAAAAUGCAAUGUCUUUAAUUUUAACUAUAAUAACAAACAUUAAAACUGGAUAUCCAUUUCCGAAAAAUGACUACCAACAUCCUCAUCAAGCAAUAUAUUUAUUUUAUCACCUGAAGAGAUUUCUUCUCACCCUCUCCUGACCUACACUUGGUUCCUCCCGGAACCUUUAAAAAGAUGUUCCAGCCCAUGGGGACUCUUUUGGCUGGAACACCUGCAGUGACAAAAGACAGGUGAGUCAUGUCACCCUUUUUAAUUUAUACAUUCUUAAAACAAUGGCCCAUACCCACAUCAACAGGCAUUCAGUUAUAGAUUAAGUCCAAUCACUUAAUUAUUGUACUAAAACUGUUAUUUUCUGUCUUGUGGGCCUCACCAGGGUCUUCACCCAAUUUUGCAAGGAGAAGCCACCAAACAGCACAUGGCUGCACAUGGCAGCACAUGCCAGCCUCAAACCCACACUCAUUAAAUCCAUAACAAACAGUCAUUGUUUUGUGUCCUAUUGUAUCCUGAAUGUGAAUUCCAUAUAGGUAAUGAAGCUACCUUCAUUAGACCCAGUUAUCCUCCCUGGAUUUUGCCCACUGCCCCAUCUCCUACUAAGCUCUGCUUCCCCUCAGUUAUAGUUUUUGGUUUUUGUAAUUAACUCUAAACCUGCAUCUGUCUCUGUGUCUCCCUUUGGGAAUACAUAAUAUCAAUAUAUACUAACUGAAUUAGCAGUAAACGGGAAAUCUGACCUCUGUGCCCCUCUCCUCCUUGACUGGAUAUUCAGUAUUUGUACAAUGUCACUGCUUGUCUGUCAACAAUAGUCACCUACAGUGUAUAUCAAAGCACUCAAAAAACUAAGAUGGGAGAUUUAAAAAAGCAAUUGGAUAUAUCCUGGCCUUUUCCUUUACACUUAUUUUUAAACUUUUACACUGAUUCAUUAACUGUACCACUUUAACAGGGCUCUGCUUGAGUCACACAUGUAACCGUCUGAACCACAGCACUGAUUAUAUUGCCUUUUGACCAAUUUCUUAGUCUGAUGUGAUGUUGGAGGCCAUAGUUAUGCCGUCUUUCCUACAUAUUUCGUAUAUUUUUGCAGAGACUGACUCAGACUCAGCCCCAUCCUUCAUUUCUAUCACAGCUGAUCAUCAUCUGAUUAACCAUGUCAGGAUAUCAGUAACUAACAGGAUUUCAGUGUGCUGUUUCAGCAGUGGAGGAACUUGAGGGCAUCACAUUUCUAACCAUUAGCAUGAGGGUCUUCUGGCUCACCUCAAGUCAGCUACCAACCUCAAUUGCAUGUAGCAUUUACCUGUGUUUUCCUGUGCUGUUGUGCAGCAAGCGUUAUGCAAGGAACCCUGAAGCAUGAACAUUUUUUGAGUUGUUUCUGAAUUUUGCUAACAACCUAGCAUAGCCUUCAUCUGCCACCUGCGGUUGCAAUGGUAACUUUGCUAAUGUUUACAGAAAUCUGGUGUGAAAUCUUUGGUUCCUGUAAAAUAUUUAUUGUCUAAUUAUGGAACGUAGUGGUGGGACCUCUGCAUCUUACUCAGUUCAUCAGAUUGGGAUGCUGAGCCAAACUGAAGAAACCUAUUUGAAAUGGCAAGAUGUGCUACUUUAGCUUGAGCAGAAGCAAACUCCACAGGGACAGGGCCUAGCUGUUCAAACAGGAGUGUGGGUCAUAAUGUUAUGGGUAUAUGCAUGUCAGACAAUUAGGACAACCAGGAAGAAGAGCAUUUCAGAUUUUGAAUACAAGGCUCUGGUAAAAAUGAACCUUGAUUACAGCUAGAGUACAUGACCAACUACAGACCUCUCAGAAAGGCUCCUUAAACACAGAUGUGGGUUUGUUAUGGAAGUUGAAAUUUAUAUGCUCACACACACAUGCACUGCUUGAAUUUUAUUUACCAGCUAUAUAUGUAGUAUAUUUAAUGCCAGAGUCAUACAUCAUAACAGUAAACUAUGAAUCAAUUUCAAUGCUACCUUGUACUUUCUAUACAUCAUCUAUCUGAUCAUACAUGUAUCCAACUGUAUGUUAUAUGUUCCUUGUUCCCCACCCCUUCCAUCUCCCCUUUCCUCUCCCUCUCUAUCUCUACCCCUCUAUCUCUACCCCUCUACCUCUAUCCCUCUAUCUCUACCUCUCUACCUCUUCUGUCCCUCUCAACCCGUCUGGCCAGCAGCAGAUGGGUCCCCCCACAUUCUGCUCAAGGUUUUUUUUCCCUGUUAAAAGGGUGUUUUUCUUGCCACUGCCCCCUUAGGGCUGCUCUGGGGGUUCAGGCAUAUGGUUUCUGUAAAGCAUCUUGAUACAAUUUGACCUGUAAUUAGCGCUAGAUAAAUAAAACUGAAUUGAAUUGAAUUGAAAUGGUUAUGCUAACGGAGAAUGACACCUCCAUAUCAAACACUUACUAAAAACAAGUACGCAGUCAACUGAUCUAUUAAAAAUACAAAUGGACACACAAGCUGGAGAUAUUGAUGAAGGUUAUUGAAGUAAAAUAAGAAAUAUUUUCUCCAACCGCAAAUAUGAAAAUGGCAAAUAACAGAACAUGGGUCAAAGGUCAGUCUUGCAGUGUUGUGUUCUGUGACUGUUGUAGCUUAUUCACUUCAUCUAAUUUGAUAUUCAUUUAAUCUGUGUAACAGUAAUAUUUGAAUCGUAACAUACACUCGUUUUCUUCAAGCACCUUCUCAGUCCUUAAUUUUAAGUUAAUCUGUUAUCUCUGUCUGCUAGCCUAGCACUUAGCAGUUAGCAUGACUUCUCCCUCUUCCUCUCCUUCUCUUUCCUGCUCAGUGUGUCACAUGUUUAGUUACUCCUCUGCCUCCUUUAGUGAUAACAAUACCUGUAAUAAAUGCGGUCUCUUUGUAGCUUUGGAGGCGAGGCCCCCUUAGCCUGUGUGGACCGCAAUAGCAUAGCUGCUAGUGCAGCUUCUGCUAGCCGUCCCCUAGCAGCUCCCGAGCAGCCGGGAAGUCAGGGUAGCUGGGUGACGGUUCGUAGGAAAUGUAGAACCUUGUAUUCCUUUAGCUUUGAGCAGUAACGACUUCAUGAGCUUCUUUACAAAUAAAAUUAUUACGAUUAGAGAAAAAAUUAAUCUGGCCCUUCCUACAAAUGUCACAGAUGUAUCAUUGAGUACAGAUGCUUUAGAAUUGGCUGUAAGACCUGAUGGAUAUUUAGAAUUUUUCACCCCCAUAUAUCUCUCUGAACUAAUUUCAAUAGUUUCUACAUCCAAACCAUCGACAUGUCUUUUAGAUCCUAUCCCAACUAGACUGUUCAAGGAAGCUUUACCUUUAAUUAAUUCCUCAAUGUUAGAUCUGAUUAAUCUCUCUCUAGUAACAGGCUAUGUACCACAGGCUUUUAAGGUUGCUGUAAUCAAACCUUUACUUAAAAAGCCCACUCUAGAUCCAGAUGUUUUAGCCAACUAUAGACCAAUUUCCAACCUCCCAUUUCUUUCUAAAAUUCAGGAAAGAACAGUUGCAAAUCGAUUAUGUGAACAUUUACAAAGGAAUAGCUUGUUUGAAGAGUUUCAGUCAGGCUUCAGAGUGCAUCAUAGCACAGAAACAGCUCUGGUGAAAGUUACUAAUGACCUUCUCAUAGCGUCAGAUAAUGGACUGGUCUCUAUACUUAUUUUAUUGGACCUUAGUGCAGCAUUCAAUACAAUCGACCACACACUUUUAUUACAGCGACUAGAACAUUCUAUUGGCAUUAAAGGGACAGCACUGGACUGGUUUAAAUCUUACUUAUCAGACAGGUUCCAGUUUGUGCAUGUCAACAAUGACUCUUCUGAGCAUACUAGGGUUAAUCAUGGAGUUCCUCAGGGUUCUGUCUUAGGACCCUGGAGGCCCGUAGUGGUCCUGACGUGCAAAUCGGUCGUCCGACCUGGGUAUAGGGGCGAAAGACUAAUCGGUCUUUAGCCGAUUAGGUUAAUAGCAUAGUAGUUCUGCUGCUAUAGGCCUAGGCUGCUGGAGGACCUCUCUGGAUGCACUGAGCCCUUCUUUAUCUACCAUUAUAUUUAAUAUAUAUACCAUUAUUGCAUUACACUCACUCUGUUUCUCCCUGUGUCCUUUCUCCGAGUGUCCCUGAUCCCAGAGCUGGAUGCUUCAGAUCUGUGGUUGCUGUCCCACCAACUGGCCUAAUCUCCAUCAUGUCCACUGUGGGAUGCUGCUGCUGACCUUCCUCCAGCCCACUGCUUCCAGCUGCCCAUUUCCACCAGUCUACUCUGCAUCACCCUCACUAUACUUGAUUUGCCCUUCUAUAUAUUUUUGAAUUUACCACCAGCUAUAUAUGUAGUAUAUUUAUUGCCAGAGCCAUACACCAUAGCAGUAAACUAUAAUUAGUUUCCAUGUUAACUGUACUUUGCAUGUAUCAUCUGUCUUAUCAUGCAUGCAUCAAAUUGUGUGUUAUAUGUUCCUUGUCCCCCCCACCUCUCUACCUCUUCCCCUCUACCUCUUCCUCUCUAUCCCGCUAUCUCUACCUCUCUACCUCUUCUGUCCCUCUCAACCCGCCCGGCCAGCAGGCAGAUGGGUCCCCCCACAUUAGAGCCGGGUUCUGCUCGAGGUUUUUUUCCCUGUUAAAAGGGUGUUUUCCUGCCACUGUUGCCUUUUGGCUUGCUCUGGGGGUUCAGGCAUAUGGGUUCUGUAAAGCGUCUCGAGACAAUUUGACUGUAAUUGGCGCUAUAUAAAUAAAAUUGAAGUGAACUGAAUUGAACAUGUCCUUUACCAAAGAGACAAUAAGCAACCUACUGGUGUACUCCCUUUGAUUGUGAGAUUUAAAUGAAGCAACCAGAAAAUUAGUUUGCACAAUAGUUAGCAGGUCCUCAAUCAAAAGACAAACAGAAAAAUCAUUCUGGGAAUGGCAGUAUAUUGUUGUUAAUUUGGGAAAUUAUGAACAAAGUGAUGGUGUGGUGAAGAAGAACCACAAGAGGUUUAUAUUUUCAAUAGGCCAGCUUUAACAGUUUAGACUGAUGAAUAUCAUGUAAACGAGGAGAGUCCUGAUAUGCCACUGGCAGAAGGAUAUUCAGAAAUGGUAAAAAGAUUGGCUGGUUAAUAAAUUGCAUCCACACCAAGUCAUACAUCAUGCAUUUACUGACAUAAAAAGCCACAUUAACUUUGAAGUUAUGGCUAUGGUUGUUACCUUUGACUGACGCACAACUGGAGAAGUAUAGCUUCUGUGCUGAAUUUUCUGAAAGUAUAUCUCCACUCAUGUUUUCAGAAAAUGUUUGCAUUAAUCCUUCCUCUUGCAAUGUUUUAAACAAUGAGAGAGGCUUUUUGUACUGCCUUUUUGGCCAGUCGUUCAUUUUUCCGCUCCAUGUAUGGCCAUUUAAUAAGUCCUGUUUGACGCGUUGAAAAUACUGGUCACAUUCUGUGUGAAUCUGCUUAAUGCAUCUCUUCAUCUAACAGCUCAUCCCCACUGCACUAUGAUCUCCUGCAACAUUUAACCUGAUCUGCUGAUUAAACAACAGAAAAUGGCCAAAAACUGCAUAACUAGACUCGUUUUAAUGCAAGUAAAGCCCACUAAUGCAGCUCUGCUAAGUUAGUGUCAGAAACAUCAUAUUUCCUGUUAUUUUCUUCAUAGCAAAUGUAUCCCCCUCGUUUGCCGCUGAACACUUUUAUUGUGAAGGAACACCAACAGGAAAUAUUAAGUCUUCCUUCCCAGCAACUUAACACAGCUUCGGCAUGUCGUUACCGAGUGGACGAUGGCCAUACCGAGUCAGAGGUGAGGGAGAAACACACACCUAUAGCGGGCCCCGCGGUGACCACGCCCAUCCCCCAUAGUCGCCGCGGGGCCCGUCACGAAAGAUGUGUGUACCAGCAUUCACUCAGGCCCAAGAGAGGAACACACACCUUGCCUGAUUCUAGCGGUCUCCACGGCGACCACGCCCUGCCGUCACUACGUGUCGACGUUCAAUCACGCACGCCCGGACACGGUCAGUGAGAAGGCCGCGUGCUCCGUGCAUGCUGAAAGAUGAGGGAAGCAGAGGAGCAACUACAGUCGUCGAUGGAAAUUAAACAGGCAGGAGUCCACUCGAGGUUGAAGAAACGCUUACAACACCUGAGAGAGCAUCAUGACAAAUGCUUAACCAAGCACAUGGAGUACAUACACUCCCAAACACAGAAGUCAAGCUCAGACUCGGCAGAUACGUUUCUCCUUGAAACUUCAAGCUCUGAUACCGGUGAUAACCCAGAUGUACCACCCUUGGCAAGAGCUGAAAGUGUACUUCUUACCAAAGAAUACCUUGAACAGAUCUCCAGAACACCUGAUGUUUCCAAUGCAUCCGUCAGCAGCGUUGAAAGCAGCGGUGAUGAGUACAUCCCUGCGAAAGACUCUGAAGAUCAAGGCAGUUCAGAAUUACUUAGUCCUAUCAAAGUUCCAUUGCCGAAAAAGAGUAAGUCCAAGAGGACUUACAAAAGAAAGAAAAAGCACAGAACCUCUGUAGAUGUCGAGAAGAGAACAGAAAGUGAAACAAGUGAUGACAGAGUGGAGGAUAGUCUGUCAGUAAUGAAGCUGAAAAGAAAAACUAAUGGUGCCAGAAUAUACAGUAAAACUCACUUUUGCUUGUACUGUCCUGGCCACUGUAAUAAAAUGUCGAGGCACUUGAUCCGAAAACACAGCAGUGAACCUGCUGUAGCUAAAGCUAUAAGUUUUCCUUUGAAAUCAAAGGAGCGUAAAUUGCACUUUGACCUUAUCAGGAACAAAGGGAACCGUGCACACAAUAAUGAGGUCCUAAAAAGUGGCAGUGGCAUACUAGUCCCUGGUCAGCUAACUGCAGAACCAGUCAAAGCAAGUGAUUAUAUGCAUUGCAUAAACUGUCAAGCUUUUUUGAAAAGAAAGUCAUUAUGGAGACACAUGUCCAGAUGCAGGCUUGCACAAAAAUGUAGCACUCCAAAGCCAGGCAAGAGUCGCAUCCAGUCACUCUGUGCCUUUGCACAACCUGUUCCUGAUGGUGUUAGCCAAAAAGUUUGGGAGCUAGUGAGUGCCAUGAACCAAGAUGAAGUGACAAGCAUUGUGAGAAAAGAGAAAAGCAUUUUGAAACUUGCUGAACAUCUUUUUGCUAAACACGGACAUGACAAAACCAAACACGAACACAUAAGACAAAAAAUGCGCGAAGUUGGACGACUGCUCCAGCAGUCUCAGAAAAUGGGGAGACUGAAUUGCAUUAAAGACUUCUUUGUGCCCUCCAACUUUCAUUUUGUGAUAGAUGCAGUAAAAGCUGUAGCUGGAUUUGAUGAAGAGAAAAACGUGUAUAAAACACCAUCACUGGCUCUGAAGCUUGGUCACAGUCUGAAGAAAAUUGCAGACAUUCUUGAGUGUGAGGCACACAUGGCAGAGUCAGACAAUGAGGGAUUUAUUAACAGCCUGAACAGGACUAGGAAACUUUUUGAGAAGAAAUGGGAUGUGUCUGUCUCAUCAGGUGCUCUACAAACUCUGAGAGAAGGGAAGUGGAACACUCCUCAGCUUCUCCCUUUCACUGAGGAUGUCAAGAUUAUGCACGGGCACCUUGAAAAGUGCAGAGAACACUACCAAGAACAUCUGAAAAGCAAUCCAAACAAGAAGAACUGGACCAGGCUGGCUACUGUGACACUUGCCGAAGUGAUCCUGUUUAAUCGCAGGAGGGAGGGUGAAGUGUCAAAGAUGCCACUAAAUGCAUUCACCCUGAGAGACACUUCAAGAGUCCACUCAGAUGUGGCACUUGGACUUUCAAAGUUUGAGCAAAAGCUUUGCAAACAUUUUCAGAGGAUUGAAAUCAGGGGGAAAAGAAACAGGAAGGUUCCCAUCCUUCUGACACCGGACAUGCUGUCUUCGAUGGAGGCCCUGGUUGCACAUCGGCAGACCUGUGGUGUGCCUAAUGACAAUCCAUAUUUCUUUGCCAGAUCUGAAGCAAACACUCACUUGAGGGGAUCAGAUGCCAUAAGACGGAUGGCAAAGGAAUGUGGGGCCAAGCAUCCUGAGACUUUGUCCUCAACCAAGCUUAGAAAGCAGGUGUCCACACUGUCCACAGUUCUCAACUUGAAAGACAAUGAGAUGGACACAUUGGCAAAUUUUCUUGGCCACGAUAUCCGAGUCCAUAGACAAUACUACAGACUUCCUGAAGGAACGGUGGAGUUGGCUAAAGUCAGUAAAGUGCUGAUUGCCUUAGAACAAGGCCGGCUGUCAGACUUCACAGGAAAGAGCCUUGAUGAAAUCGAGAUUGAUCCCAGUGAGCAGAUUUUAGAAGCUGUGGACAGUGACCUGUCAGAGACAGAGAGGGAAACGUCUUUUUGCUCAUCAGGAUCCUCGAGGUCCAAGAAAAGAUGUCAACCUGAGUCUGACAGUGACGACCAUCGAACAGAAGGACCAGAAAACUCUGAUGGGCCUGGCAGUGUUGAACUUGGCACUAAAGGGUCCACAGAAUCCUCAGGCUCCAAGAAGAGACGACAAUCUGAGUUUGACAGUGACGACCAUCAAGCAGUAUCCUCAGGCACAAAAAACCAGCCACCUGAGUCUGACGAUGACCUUCAAAUAGGAUCCUCGAGAUAUGCUGACUUGGGACCUGUUGAGACUGUCGAUGAUGGCCGUAAAAAAGAAACCUCAAAGAAGAGGAGCUGGACACAGAGAGAAGUCCGUGCAGUGGAAAAAACUCUGAAGUCCUUCAUAGACUGUGGUAAAGUACCAGGGAAGUCUGACUGUACAGCCUGUAUCAAGGCUUCACCAGACGCUCUCAAAGAUCGAAGCUGGACAGGUGUGAAGUUUUACGUGAAGAACCGUAUCACUGCUGUUCGGCGUGACAGUGCCAAAAGAGUUUCUUUGAAAUAGAUGGCACUUAAAUGUGCUAAUGCACAUGUUCUGAUUUCUAAUACACAUGUUCUGAUAUCUGAGAUAUCAUGUUCUGAUGUUUUGUUGACACAUUGAUGUUGGAGGCUCAGUAUAUUGCUACAGUUCUGUGUAGCUCUGUUUGGACUGAUUGUGCAUGUUUGGUUGACAUGCUGAGGACUGAAGAGAUGUUGUUUCUCCUCAUUAUGGUUACUUAUGAGUAACAUGGGGGUCAAAAUAAAGUCAUAGCAGAUU